AUCUUAUCGCGACUGAGCAGAGUGGCGGCGGCGUUUCCUGGAGUUUGAGCCUGGCGCCGAGGCUAUGGGCAGCCAGGAGGUGCUGGGCCAGGCGGCCCGGCUGGCUUCCUCUGGUCUCCUCCUGCAGGUGUUGUUUCGGUUGAUCACCUUUGUCUUGAAUGCAUUUAUUCUUCGCUUCCUGUCAAAGGAGAUCGUUGGCGUAGUAAAUGUAAGACUAACGCUGCUUUACUCAACCACCCUCUUCCUGGCCAGAGAGGCCUUUCGCAGAGCGUGUCUCAGUGGGAGCACACAGCGAGACUGGAGCCAGACCCUCAACCUACUAUGGCUAACAGCUCCCCUGGGUGUGUUUUGGUCCUUAUUUCUAGGCUGGGUCUGGUUGCAGCUGCUGGAAGUGCCUGAUCCUAAUGUCGCCCCUCACUAUGCAGCCGGAGUGGUGCUGUUUGGUCUUUCGGCAGUGGUGGAGCUUCUAGGAGAGCCCUUUUGGUUCUUGGCACAAGCACAUAUGUUUGUGAAGCUCAAGGUGACUGCUGAGAGCCUGUCGGUAAUUCUUAAGAGUGUUCUGACAGUUUUUCUCGUGCUAUGGUUGCCUCACUGGGGAUUAUACAUUUUCUCUUUGGCCCAGCUUUUCUAUACCACAGUUCUGGUGCUCUGCUAUGUUAUUUAUUUCACAAAGUUACUGGGUUCCCCAGAAUCAACCAAGCUUCAAACUCUUCCUGUCUCCAGAAUAAGCGAUCUGUUACCCAAUAUUACAAGAAAUGGGGCUUUUAUAAACUGGAAAGAGGCUAAGCUGACUUGGAGUUUUUUCAAACAGUCUUUCUUGAAACAGAUUUUGACAGAAGGGGAGCGAUAUGUGAUGACAUUUUUGAACGUAUUAAAUUUUGGUGAUCAGGGUGUGUAUGAUAUAGUGAAUAAUCUUGGCUCCCUUGUGGCCAGAUUAAUUUUCCAGCCAAUAGAGGAAAGUUUUUAUGUAUUUUUUGCUAAGGUGCUGGAGAGGGAAAAGGAUGCCACACUUCAGAAGCAGGAGGACAUUGCUGUGGCCGCUGCAGUCUUGGAGUUCCUGCUCAAGCUGGCCCUGCUGUCCGGCCUGACCAUCACUGUUUUUGGCUUUACCUAUUCUCAGCUGGCUCUGGAUAUCUAUGGAGGGGCCAUGCUUAGCUCAGGAUCAGGUCCUGUCUUACUGCGUUCCUACUGUCUCUAUGUUCUCCUGCUUGCCAUCAACGGAGUGACAGAGUGUUUCACAUUUGCUGCCAUGAGCAAAGAGGAGGUCGACAGGUACAAUUUUGUGAUGCUGGCCCUGUCCUCCUCAUUCCUGGCGUUAUCCUAUCUCCUGACCCGUUGGUGUGGCAGCGUGGGCUUCAUCUUGGCCAACUGCUUUAACAUGGGCAUCCGGAUCACACAGAGCCUUUGCUUCAUCCACCGCUACUACCGAAGGAGCCCCCACAGGCCCCUGGCCGGCCUGCGCCUGUCACCGGUCCUCCUUGGGGCAUUUGCCCUCAGCGGUAUGGUCACUGCUGUUUCGGAGACACUGGUGGCAGUCUGAAGGCAGAGGCUGUAAUAGGGGAAGCAUCGGUGUGGGCACAUCGGGGAAGGCCCCUGACUCUAGCCUGGGCAGAGGUCCGUGCCCCACUUGGCUCUCUCUCUGCCGUGUUAUGUCAGUCAUCGCCCACAGGUGCCCUCAACCUGGGCACUGUCAGGCCUCCUUCGCAGUGGACUGAAACCCUAUGACACAGCCUAGGACCACCCAGACCCAUGGGCUGGGGGCUCAUAUCUGGAAGCAGGGCCCCCAGGACUCAAAGGUGCUCAGAGAUGAAGAUUGCUGGGCGCCAGCUCACGGGAUCAGCCUCAGCUUCAGCCCCUGGGAAAUGCCUGCUCAUUUGCUGUGAGGCAGACACUAGAGCAGGCAGAGUGGACCAUGGACUCCUCUGAGGUUCCGGAGCCCUGCAAGGAGAGGCCUGGCCGCCGGCGGCCGCUAGAGGGCAGAACCCUCCUGUGUGUUUCUUACAAAGCGUUGGUGAGCAGAUGAGCAGGAUGGACAGGAGACAACGGAGCGGCAGCCCAAGAGUGCAGUGACCACAAGGCUGCUAGCAGGGCUCAGCGGAGGCUGCGAUGUGUCCAAAAGUCCACUGGACCUUAGACCUUAAAUCACCUCCCUGAACCUUUAGGCUUUCACUUUCUGGGAGCCCAGCCCUGAGCCAACAGGGACACAGGGACAGUGCCUGGCUCCUACAUUGGCAGAGAAUGACAAGUCAGUGUCCCC
Messenger RNA from Saimiri boliviensis boliviensis (Bolivian squirrel monkey), 2257 nucleotides. Lineage: Eukaryota; Metazoa; Chordata; Mammalia; Primates; Cebidae. The record is from RefSeq and is a predicted model, not a curated record.